AUGGCUCGUCGAGGUAAAUUGAAAUUCAAAGAUGUAGUCAAGAAACCUCAUGGACAAAAGGGACAAUCCAAUAAGAAACCCAAAAAACAACACUCAAGGAGAACAUACAGUUUAUUUGAUAACAAAAAAUCUAAACCCAAAAGGAAAUUCCACUCUGAAAGGUCUGUAGAAGAACCGGAUCCGAAAAAACUAAAGUAUGAAGCACCACCUGCUAUAGAAGAAUCAAGCUCUUCUGAUGAGGAAACUGCACCCUUAGACAAUUUAAGGAACACUUUUACCAUAACAAGGAAUACUAAGAAAUCUUCAGCCAUAGAUAGUAGUGAGAGUGAAGAUGAAAAUGAAGAUGAAGUUGAGAAAAAUUCAACUGAAGCAGAUGGAGAAAGUGAAAUAGACUCAGAGAUAGAUGAUGAUGGCAUGCUUGAAACAAGUUCAGGUGGAAAUGAUCACGGAAACAUUUCUGAGGUGGAAAGUGAUUUAGAAGAUAAAAAUUCAGAAAAAACUGAUACAGAAUCUCUAGCACAAUCUGAAUCCUCUGAAAUAGAAGUUGAUACUGAAACUGAUAUUGAUGAGGUUGACAAUACUGAAGAUCCAUUCAUUAAACAUAUUGCUUAUGAUUUGCAUGAUAGUAUGUUAGAAGCUCUCCAAAGUACCCCAGUUUCAUUAGAUCAUUUCACAGAAACUUGGUCAACUUUGGGUAAAUUGAGUAUACAGAUACCAAAAUGUGACUCCAUCAGUUUGGAAGGAAAUUCAACACAAGAUUCAACAUUCAGUAUUGUAGAGAAAAAAAUGUUUGCUGCUAAGGGUAUUGUCCCUAAAAGUGUAUCUAAGUCAUCAAAACCUAGUCAGUUAUUUAUCAAAACCCAGAUCAUCAACAACUUGGGGAAGCUAAAUAAAAAAACUACUGGAAGUGAAAACUUCACUUCCUUGCAAGCAGAAAUAUUCUCAGUUAUAAACAAUUAUCAAGAUUUUUGUUAUUCAGGAAGGACAUUUUCUAAUUCAGAGGAGAUACGUUUUGUAUAUUGUGUACAUGCUGUGAAUCACGUAUUAAAAACAAGAUUGAAAGUCAUACACCAUAAUGUUAGGUUGUCUAAAAAGGAUGAUGUACCAGAAGAAUUCAGAGAUCAAGGAUUAGUCAGACCCAAAGUGCUUAUAAUUGUACCAUUCAAAGAUGCAGCAUACAAAAUUGUACAAAUGUUGAUAGAUUUGAUACUGCCCCAGGAUAAGGGAAAUGUCAUGAACAAACUAAGAUUCAUAGAAGAUUAUACUGGAAAUGAAUUGAUCAUGCCCAAGAAAAAUCCAAAACCAGAAGAUUAUGAACUCACUUUUCAUGGGAACACAAAUGAUGAUUUCAAAAUGGGCAUAACAGUCACAAAAAAGAGCUUGAAGCUCUAUGCUGAGUUUUACUCUUCUGAUAUCAUCAUAGCCUCUCCAUUGGGACUGAGGACAAUUAUUGGUGCUGAAGGAGAACCUGAUAGGGACUAUGAUUUUUUAGCUUCCAUAGAACUACUAAUAUUGGAUCAGACAGAGUUAUUCUUAAUGCAGAAUUGGGAUCAUGUUGUGCACAUUUUCAAUCACAUGCAUUUACAGCCUAAAGAUUCACAUGGAACUGAUUUUUCAAGGGUGAGGACUUGGAGUUUGAAUGGCUGGGCGAAAUACUAUCGCCAAACCCUCAUUUUCUCUUCCAUCGCUCUCCCAGAAAUCAACUCGAUCUUCAACAAAAAGUGCCACAACUAUGCUGGCAAAGUGAGGGUGAUCAACCCCUCGGAGGUGGGUUGCAUAAACCGGGUGGUGGUCCAGGUGCCCCACGUCUUCCACAGAUUCGAGUGCAGCAAUGCGGCAGAGGCGAUAGACGCCAGGUUUGACUUUUUUGUUAGCAAAAUUCUGCCUCAGCAGAGAGAGAGUCUGAUGAAGCAGACGCUCAUAUUUGUGCCUAGCUAUUUCGACUAUGUGAGGGUGAGAAACUACUUCAAAAAGGAGGAUAUUGGGUUUGUGCAGAUUUGUGAAUAUUCCAAGGAAGGUAAAGUGGCAAGAGCACGUGACAUGUUCUUUCACGGAGAUGCUCACUUCCUCUUAUACACAGAAAGAUACCAUUUUUUCAAUCGAAAACGUAUCAAAGGGAUCAGACACAUCCUUUUUUAUCAACUGCCGGUGUUUCCACAUUUUUAUUAUGAAAUGUGCAAUUUGAUGCAAGACUCUUACCAAAACAAAAAGGUUGGUAGCCAGUCGAAUAUGACAGUGACAGUUAUUUAUUCCAAGUAUGACCUGUAUCAGUUGUCGAGUGUAGUGGGGACUGAAAAAGCUACAAAAAUGAGUCAGUCUGAUAGAAAAGUGCAUAUGAUGGUCACGGGUGGAGGGUGA
Molecule: messenger RNA, 2358 nt
Organism: Phaedon cochleariae (mustard beetle)
Lineage: Eukaryota; Metazoa; Arthropoda; Insecta; Coleoptera; Chrysomelidae
Source: the annotation of a GenBank genome assembly